AUGGCAGAAAGCUCUCUCAAGAACGAAUGUUGUCAGGAUAUUUUAGAAAGGAUGCAAACAGAAGAGAACAAUUCAGAUCCUGCACCAAUGGUUGUGAAGAAUGCUGCCGCUGCUGAUUCCCUGCGUGUCAUUCCUGACAUUAAUAAGAUGAAGAAGAAGAAGAAGAAGAAGAAACCGACAAUAGAAAUAUCUCCGGUUAGAGCUAGACUUUUAGACUAUUGGAAUAUGAGGCAUGUGGGGAAGCAUGCGAAGGCUGCAAGCAGUGAAAUUCCUGGCUCUGAUGAGAGGAAGGAUCUGAGGGCUAAUACUGAAAAACAUAUAGACCCUUGGCUUUUGAGGGAGACGAACCCAGAUUGCGUACCAGUGGCUGUGGAGAAGGAUGCAAGGAGUGAUAUUGCUGAGAUUGACGUGAAGAAGUACCUUGUUCCUAAGGAUGCACUUCUUGGAGAUUUUAUUGCUUAUGUUCGGAUGUGGAUCUUUCUAAAGAAAAAAAAACCUAUAUUUGUCUUCUUCAAAAACACUGAACCUCCCACGGGUGCCUCUAUGGGUGCAAUUGAUGAGGAAAAUACGGAUGAAGAUGGAUUUCUUCACAUGACCUACAGUGGGAAUGAUACCUUCAGCUACAGUGGGAAUGAUGUGACCUGUUGA
Molecule: messenger RNA, 648 nt
Organism: Prunus armeniaca (apricot)
Lineage: Eukaryota; Viridiplantae; Streptophyta; Magnoliopsida; Rosales; Rosaceae
Source: the annotation of a GenBank genome assembly